CACACACAGAAUUCGCAUUAAAUUGGAUUAUUACACAGAAAAGGAUUGUACUAUCAGAAUAAAUAAACAUUAUUUUCCUCUAAUUUUAUUUUUCAAAAUUGUUUAAAUCAGUGUCAAUUGUCAAUAUUUAUCCAUAAUGGCGUCUUCUAGUAGUAGUAGUACAACAAUACCAGGAUUGGCAUUUUAUGAUUCAUUGAUCAAUAAUAAUAUUACAGAAUCCAAACGAUUAGUUGAAAUACAUAAAAUUGACAUAAACGCCAGAUUAAGUCAUGUACGUAAAAGAAAUCAUACAGAUUUAUGCCCAGUACAUUUAGUUGCUUAUAAAGGAAAUUUAGCUAUGUUACAUUAUCUAAUACAAAAUGGAGUCAAUGUACACCAGCCUACUUGUACAUUACAACGUCGUCCUGUACAUUAUGCUGCUCUACGUCAACAAGUUUCAUGUCUUCAAAUGUUGUUAAAUGCUGGAGCACAAAUUGAUGCACGUGAUACAUUUGGCAAUACUCCAUUGCAUUAUGCAGCUGAAGAUGGAGAUGGUGGAUUGCUUAGUCUUCUGUUGAACAAUGGUGCUUGUGUAGAUGCUCAGGAUAUCACUAAUAAAACACCAUUAAUGAAAGCUGCACGUAGUGGUAAAGUUUGGGCUGUUCGACGACUUCUGCUAUUCGGUGCUAAUGUGAAUGUAAAAGAUCGUAAUGAUGAAACAGCAUUGCAUUUUGCUUGUCGACAAGGAUCCACAGAAAUUACUAGAAUGUUAAUUAAAGCUGAAUCACGUUUAAAUGCACAAAAUCAAAUUGGUCUUACACCAUUAAUGGAAUCUGUAUCAUAUAAUAAACGUGAAGCUGUUAGUUUAUUAAUUAAACAAAAAGAUAUUGAUUUGUAUAAAAGAGAUUUUUGCACUGGUGAUACAGCAUUACAUAUUGCUGUAAAAAAAAAUUAUAUCCAUAUUGUAGAAAUAUUAUUAAGAGCAGGUAAUUGGUAUAUUGAAUAUAAUUAUAAUAAUUUAGGUGAAUCAUUUGUACACGAUGUAGUUGCAUAUAAUCGAUUAGAAUUAUUACGUUUAUUUCUAGCAUAUAAUUAUGAUUUAGACAGACCAGCUAAACGUCUUCCACCAAAUAUACAUUUACUCUCAUCAACAUCAACUUCAUCGUCAGCAUCCACAUCAUCAUCGUCAACAGCAUCAACAUCCACAUCAACAUCAUCAAAUUAUUUAAAUUUAUCCAAAUCUACACAUACUACUAAUAUGACCAAUAAUACAACAAUAAUUUCAUCUGAUGCGAAUAAUCGAACAUGUCUGAAAAAUCCAUUUGAAAAAUCACCAUUUAAAAUGGCAUUAGAACGUGGACAUCUUGAUAUGGCAAGAAUUUUAGCAGAAGUUGGUUGUUUUUGUACUAGUUUACCAAUGAAUUCCACUAGCAGUAGUAGUGGUAGUAGUAGUAGUAGUAUACCAUCGGUAUGUGCAAGCACCUCAUCCACACCUACACCAACAUCGUCCACAUCCACACCUACACCGACAUCAUCGUCAACUAACACAAAUUCUACAGAAAUCAAUUCAAUUAUUAGAAAUUCACAUUUAAUUCAUCAAAAUUUAUUAACACGACGUUAUAAUGGUUUAUUAGAAGUCAAAUCAUUACAAAAAUGGUGUCGUAAAGUGAUUAGACAAUAUUUAGGUUUUCGUCUUAUUGAAGCACUGCCAUUAUUACCGAUUCCUGUACCAUUGAAAGAUUUUUUAUUACUACGAGAUAUUGAUUGGUCCAUUUAUCUAAAUCAUCAUCAUCAUCAUGCUCAUCAGCAGCAACAGCAGGAUAGUAAUAAUCGUAGUUCUAUUAUUAAUUCAGGAGAAUUAGCUAUUAUUGUACCGAUUUAAAUUUCCCUCCAACACGUUUUUUUUUAAAAUUUAAACAAACCAACCCGCCAAAACACAACACACAAGACAAAAACCAUUGAUUUUCAAAUGUUUUCCAUUUUUACUCAGUCUUAGAAAAUUUAUAGAUUAAUUUAUGAUGAAAAGAGUGAAGAACAUUGUUCAAUUAUAGGUUGAUACACAUUGAAUAUAGAAGAAUAAAUUUUAAUUUAACAAUAUUCUAGGA
Molecule: messenger RNA, 2084 nt
Organism: Schistosoma turkestanicum
Lineage: Eukaryota; Metazoa; Platyhelminthes; Trematoda; Strigeidida; Schistosomatidae
Source: the annotation of a GenBank genome assembly